Messenger RNA from Symbiodinium necroappetens, 921 nucleotides. Lineage: Eukaryota; Dinophyceae; Suessiales; Symbiodiniaceae. The record is from the annotation of a GenBank genome assembly.
AUGUCAGGGGCUCGGGCACUCGAGUGGAGGCCAAAGGGUUCCGGGAGGCCUGGCAGAGGGGCGGACAUAGCCGAGACUCCGGAGCAACUCGUGGCUCGCUUGGAUCGCGUGCCGGCCGAGGACAUUCGUGCGCAGCUCACCGCUUUGCAGCGAGUCGCUGCUGUGAGAAGCGAGGACCCUGCCAGGUUGAGGCAGGAUGGUCGCUUGCAGAGAUGCCUGAGCAGACUUGAGAUGCGAGACGUGGAUGCGCGAGGCUUUGCAGAUCUAGCCUGGUGGUGUGGCAGGCCGUCCUCUACGGCAGCCUCAGCCGCUUCGAUUGCCAAGAUAGCGCAGCUCGAGCCGCAGAGCCUGGCCAAUAUCGCAUGGUCCUGGGCCACAUUGCACAUUUACGGCCAGGCGUUGCUGACCCUGAUCUGCUCUCGUGCCCUGGCCGUUCUCGAGGAGUUUCAGCCGCUGCCUUUGACCAACUUUGUUUGGUCGCUGGCAGGCCUGCAGCCAAGCGGCGUUCCGCCCCCGAGCUCAGUCGCCGUGAGAGUGCGGAAAUUGGUGCGGCAGCACAACCCGCAGCAGGCUGCGAACAGCGCCUGGGCAUCUGGCAAGGCCGGCUACCAGGACGAGCAGCUGAUGGAAGUGACAAGGGAGCAGGCCUUGCGCGGCAUGAACGGGCCCGACAGCCAAAAGCCGGCAAACCUCGCUUGGGCAUGGGCGACGCUUGUUUUGCAAAAGAUGGUCUCCUUCGAAGCAGCUGCCGGGGCCUCAAGCAGGCUCGUGCCGGAACCCAGGCCGCAGCACUGCGCCAACCUGGCCUGGGCUCCCGCACGCGUGAUGCAUGUUCCCGAGAGGUUGUCGGAUGCAACCUCGACGACCUUCUGCCAGACUGUAGGUGAAGCGACUCCGCAGGAGCUCUUCAACAUUGCUUGA